CAUGAGCCAGAAGUUGGAGUCGGACUUCUGUCGUCCACAAGAUCAUGCGGAAGACCAAGAUGAUAGGGAUGCUCUCGUUUCUUGGUUUCUUCGCGGCUUUGGGCACUGUCACUUCAGGAGAGCACUUGAGGAAGCCAGGGGCUCCUCGUCAAACGAAGUCCGAGGUUGUGUUUCUAAGAACUGAGAAAACAGACAGCCCCGAAAACAAUUCUCUAGAAUCUAUUUCUUAUCAUUUUCGGGGUUUUAACCGGAAUUUCACUUUGCGCUUGAGUCCCGCUGAGGGUCUCUUGUCAGCAACUUUUCAUGUGUUGACAGUGACAGAAGGAGAAUCGAAUUCUUCUUUGGAAUUCACUAAAGCUCCCUUCCUGAGGAAGUGCAUUUACAAUGGGUUUGUGGAAGAAGAAAAGAAUUCAGGAGUUACAAUGAGCAUAUGCAAUGGUUUGGUUGGAUUUAUUCAUACUUGUCAUGCUGAUUAUCAAAUAGAACCCCAUUAUUCCUUAAAGCAACGUGAUGCAUACUUUUUGCAUCAGAUCACAUCAAACCACCAGUCUUCUUGUCAUCAAUCUGAUUCUGAUGAAGAAGGCUUGCGAUCUGGAGAAGUUCGUCGUUCAAGACGUUCCAUUUCAAAGGAAUGGAAUCUCGAAAUAAUGGUCGUUGCUGACAGCAAAAUGAAACGCUAUCAUGGAGAAAAUUUAGAGAUGUACAUUUUGACAUUAAUGGCAUCCGUAUCACUCAUUUUCAAGGACCCAAGUAUUGGCAACAACAUUAAUAUAUCCAUUGUUAAACUCAUCAUCAUGUCUGAGGAUGAGGAUGCUGGUAUCAUUUUCCCCAGUGCUUCUAAAACUUUGAGAAACUUCUGCCGCUGGCAACAGGAACUGAACGAUCCCCAGGGAUAUCAUCACGAUACGGCCAUAUUACUAACAAGAGAAGACUUGUGUCGACAUUCAAGAACUUGUGACACUCUUGGUUUGGCUCAGUCUGGAAUGGCUUGCGAUAGAGAAAGUAGCUGCGCUGUCGUAGAAGAUAAUGGGUUGAGCGCAGCUUUCACCAUAGCUCAUGAAAUAGGUCACAUAUUAGGAAUCCCUCACGAUGAUGAUUCCAAGUGCAAUCGGUUCCACAAACAUGGCCAAAGAUUGCACGUCAUGGCCAGAAUGCUGGAUUACAACAGUUACCCAUGGACUUGGUCUGAGUGCAGUAGACAUUUCAUCACAACAUUUCUAGACGCUGGUUACGGGCACUGUCUUUUGAGUAAGUCGAAAAAAGAUUUGCUAAGCAGUUACGAACAUGCCGAUAAGUCCGCCGGAGAGCUUUAUGAUAUGGAUUACCAGUGCGAACUUGUUUUUGGAAAGGGCUCCAGAAUUUGUCCUUUUAUGCCUGUUUGCAAGCGAUUGUGGUGCACGAUGGAAGAUUUUACUUUAGGCGGCUGUAGAACUCAACACAUGCCAUGGGCUGAUGGUACAAGAUGCGGACCAGAUAAGUCUUGCUUGCGUGGUGAAUGUGUCCUCGACCCUGUAUAUGAUACUCCUGCGCAAGAUGGCGAAUGGGGAGAAUGGCAAAACUAUGGCCAAUGCUCCAGAACAUGCGGAGGGGGAGUUGCUCGAUCUAUACGAGAAUGUGACAACCCCAGACCAACAAAUGGUGGACGUUAUUGCGUCGGAGAACGAAUAAGAUACAAGUCAUGCCAAACUGAAGAUUGUCCAUUGGGCUCAAGAGAUUUCCGGGAAGAACAGUGCAGUUCUUUCAAUGGCAAAACUUUUGGAUUUCCCGGAGUUGAUGCAAAUGUCAAAUGGGUACCUCACUACACUGGAGUUGAACCCAAAGACAGAUGCAAGUUAUACUGCAGGGCUGCUGGAACAGCUGCUUAUUUUUUACUUAAAGAACGCGUGAUUGAUGGCACAACAUGCGGGCCAGAAACUUACGAUAUAUGUAUUAACGGCAAAUGUAUGGCAGCUGGCUGUGACCACAAACUCGACUCAAACGAAGUCACCGACGUAUGUGGAGUGUGCGGCGGAAAUGGAACCAGCUGUCGAGUGAUUCGUGGAAAAUCCAUUCAAAUGCAAUACGGUUAUAAUAAUGUCGUUGUCAUUCCUGCCGGUGCAAGCAAUAUAGAGGUUCUUCAGUAUGGACAUGAGAAUACAUUAGAUGAUAACUACUUAGCUUUAAUGGGAUCUGAUCAUCAGUAUCUUUUAAAUGGAAAUUAUAUGAUUUCGAUGUUCCCUAAAAGUAUUCAGUACGCUGGAUCCCUCAUUGACUACUCAGGGUCUCAUACAAUUUACGAAAAAAUCAACGCCACGAAACGUUUAGAGGAUGAUCUCUAUGUUCAGGUUUUGACUGUUGGAAGUCUUCAUCCACCGGAAGUGACGUAUCAAUACACUAUCUCUGUGCACGAAAAAGCUAUCUAUCGCUGGAGAUUAGAAGAAUCCUGGUCUCCAUGCAAUAGCAUUUGCCAAGGAGAACAGUACAGAAAAGCUGUUUGCGUGGAUCGGACAACUAGUAAGACAGUCAAUGAUGGAUUGUGUCACGAGCAUGAACGACCUGCCCAUGAAGCAAAAGUCUGCAAUCUGGAAUGCUUUUUAAGGUGGCGUGUAAAUGUCCUUAAACCUUGUUCAUCAACUUGUGGCAGAGGAAUCAUAGCAAAUGAAAUCCAGUGCAUUCAACAAAUGAAUACUGGAGAAGUGAAGAUUCUCCCUCAUCAGGCCUGCAUUCAUAUUGAACCUCGACCAUCUGAAAUGGAAGAAUGCUAUGGAGCUUGCAGGGCAAAAGACUGGAAAUAUGGUGUCUGGUCACAGUGUUCUGCAACUUGUGGAGGUGGACUACAGUAUCGAAAGGCACUCUGUAUUGGAGAUGGCACUGUUGAACUUCCUGACUCAGAAUGUAAGAAUGAGAGUAAAAUAACAGAGCAGACGUGUGCGACUGAGGCAUGUCCAUUUUGGAAACCAGAUGAUUGGACUGAUUGCUCUUCGAGUUGUGGAAGCGGACAUCGACGUCGAUUGGUUCUUUGUUUCUACAAAGGUAAUUCUGUACCUCGGAACUUUUGCAACGAAUCAGAAAUUCCGACGGUGAUUGAAACUUGCCCUCAACUUCCACCAUGUCCACAAUGGAAGGCAAGCGAAUGGGAACAGUGCUCGGUCACAUGUGGAAGUGGAAUACGUAAACGCCACGUCACUUGUACAGAAAAUAAUAUUCCUGUAUCUCCCGAAAAAUGUGAUGAACUAUCCAAGCCUCGGCAAGUAGAAUCUUGUAAAGUUCCUUUGUGUACUGUGAAAUCAAACAGUCAUCAAGAUUUUAUUGAAAAUAUGGUUCCUGCUCCACUGCCAGCAGAAGAAGAGACAGACCCUGUCCAUUCAUCGUCUACAGAAUGGAAAACUGGCAACUGGUCAUCGUGUUCCGCAACUUGUGGGGAUGGACUCAUGUAUCGUCAAGUUAUUUGUCAUCAACUAUCUACGCAAAGAGUAUUGCCUGACAGGAAAUGUAGCCGACAUCAAAAGCCUACUCGCACAAGGGCUUGCCGUCUUCCUGCAUGUGGACGCUGGACAACAGGGAAAUGGAGUGAGUGUUCGGUAACUUGUGGCUCAGGCAUCCAGACUAGACGUGUGAUGUGUCUUUCUUCUGAUGAGAGGACUCCAUCUGAUGAUCAUUGUGACUUGAACACUAAGCCUAAGAAGGAAAAGAACUGUCAUUUGAGUGUUUGUCCAAAACAGUCCCCUUCAGAAGAAAUCGGAGAUAAUAAUGUGGAAAAAGAAGUGACAAUAUAUUACUGGAGAACAGGUUUAUGGGGAAAGUGUUCCCAAUCUUGUGGUGGGGGGAUUCGACGAAGACAAGUAGCUUGCUAUGAUGAACUGGGGAAACACAGCCAAGGUUGCGAUAUGACACAGAAACCUCCAGAUACAUCACAGUGUAAUACAGAACCUUGCCCCUACUGGAUACUUGGUGAAUGGAGUCAGUGUUCUUCAACAUGUGGAAAAGGAGUACAAACUCGUUUGGUACAGUGCAUAGACUACAAAAAGGCACCACUAACAAAGGAUCGUUGUGUUCUACCAAUGCCAGAUAAUAUGAAACGUUGCAAAUCAACUUCUUGUGUUAACUGGGUUUGGACUUCCUGGACUCCGUGCUCCACAAGCUGUGGUGUUGGUACGCAGACACGCACAACACAGUGUCGUCGAGGUAGAAAGGUAGUAACUGAUAAAGAAUGUGAUCAUGUCCCGAAGCCAACAACUGAAAUUAAAAUGUGCAAAAGAAUGAAGUGUGCUGGUUUCUAUUGGAAGAAGCAAAAAUGGUCUAAGUGCUCAUCCACUUGUGGUAAAGGGUUUAAAACACGUGAAGUGACAUGCCAAACUGGAAGUAAAACUGUCGAUGAUAAGUUUUGCGGCCAUUUAAGAAAACCCAAAGAAAGAAGGAAGUGUCACCAAUACCAGUGUUCUUUAACAUGGAUGACAACCCCAUGGUCUGAGUGUUCGAAAACGUGUGGAAAAGGACUUCAAACUCGGAAUGCAACUUGUCAUCGAGUCAAUGCGUACAAAUGGAUCAACCCUGACCCCAUUCCAAGACCAAACAGCAGUGAACUUUGGUGUAAAACAGAUGAUAAACCAUCAAUAGCCAGAGGAUGCAAUUUAGGAAAUUGUACCGAUAACAUAUGGGUUGUAGGAGAAUGGUCCCCUUGCAAUGUGAAAUGUGGAACUGGUCGUCAAAGACGAAGAGUUUAUUGCCAUACACCGGAAGGGAAACGUGUUUCCAGUGCACGAUGUGAUGAACGUUUAAGGCCUCAGAGAAGACGUCGUUGCCAUGAGCGUCCAUGUUCCCCCAUUAGUUGCCAAGAUAUUCAGAAGAGAUCAAACAUCACCUAUGAUGGGGAACAAGAAAUAUUUGUGAGAGGAAGAUAUCUGAAAAUCUAUUGCGCAAAAAUGAAUUCAAGUCAUCCUCAAGAAUAUGUAACUCUAAUUAGAGGAGAUCAAGAUAAUUAUUCUGAAGUAUACAGUAAAAGGCUGACAAACCCAGAUACUUGUCCAUACAGCGGGUCGCGAUAUGAUGCUUGUAGCUGUGUGACUGAUGAAAGUAUUGGUCCUGGAUUAACCACAUUUCAAAGAAUAUCAAUCAACAUUACUUCUCUAGUAGUUAAUACUCAAGAUUGGACAUUUGCUCAGACACAUGGUCUUCAGCCCAUUCCUUUUGGUGAAUCUGGAGAUUGCUACAGCAAAAAUUCUUGCCCUCAAGGUCGAUUUUCUCUCAGUUUACUUGGGACUGGUUUUAUCGUGUCACCUCUUACGAAAUGGGUAGCUAAUGGAAAUAAUCCUUCCAGCAGGAUUCGAUGGCUUGAGAGAGGUCAAGUCAUUCAAGGAAAAUGUGGAGGUUUUUGUGGUAGAUGCGCUCCUGAUAGUCUCUUAGGGCUGAUGUUGGAAGUUGCUCCCCCCUGAUUUUAAGCUGACUCCCUGUUCUUCAUGCCGGCCACGUAAACAUAAGAUGUUGCCAAAGAGUUGUACUCUACUCCUGUGUUAUGUUACUUUCUGCAGCAGAUAAUUGCACCGGAAUAGAAAAACAACCCGAAGGCUACUGCAGGCAGCAGCCUACUUCAGCCCACCAAACAUUCUCAAUUCUUUCAGUCAAGGACUGUGAUUAAACGAGUCAAUUCUAAUUGAAUUGGACUCGUCCAUGACUGAAAGUAGAAUGACAGGAAUUGAGAAGUAAAGUGGAAUUCAAUUAUGUCUAAGGAUGUGGACCAAUGAACAAAUGUCUCACAGGCAUUAUUUUUCAGUGCAAACAUUUUUGUGGGUACUAUUGACAACUGCCAAAAUGAAUGCUAUAAGAAGUGGUGAAAAUACAAAAUUCAUUUUUGUUACUAAUUAUAAAAUUAACAUUGAUUUGAUUUUAAAAAUGUGCUUUUACUGCUCACCAUAAUUGAUGAAUUAAUAAGUUUCUUUCCUUCAUAAAAUGUAUACCAUCUUGUAUCGUUAUUUUAGUAGAACUUAGGAUGUCUAGUGCUUUUUAAAUGCGUAUUAUUUUGGAAGAAAUAAUCCGCAAUGGUCUCAUAAAAUGUGUUUUGACGGUGAGUUAUAAUGAACUGAGUCCCCACUUCAUUAUCUCUCGUCAUAAUUCACUGUGCUUUUAUUUCCACUCAAAAAAUUUGAUUUUUAACUUUAAAAAAUAUGUGAGAAUAAAUGCAUUUGUAAUUCUAAUGUAAUGUUGUUUACUAAAAUUAUUUUCUUUGAAUAUUUCGUUGCUUGGUUUAUCUUCCUAUGUUCAAAAAUCUUAAAGGAUUCUAAAUUUAAUAUUAUUCGCUCUAAACUCAAUACAUUGUCGUUCUAAAUAGUACAUUGUCAUCCCAUUUCAUACAUUUUUUUAUGAAACUGGAUUGUCAAAUGACAGAAUGUCUUUUAUAAAUUUAUUUGUUCUUAGGUUUAUGUAUUUUAUUAGCAUAAAUAUGAUUAUGAGCAAAUAUUUCAAAAACUUAUUCCUAAAAUGGCCAGUCACUAGGAAAUGAGCGAUUUCAUUAUCCAUAAUUGCAUGAAUUGCUUCAUCUUCUGUACUAUAUAUACAGAUAAUGAAGAUUAAACAAACUGACGUGUUUCUAUACAUAAAUUGAAAGUUUCUAAAUAUUGUAUCUGUACUUACAAUGAUACUAAAUGACACUUUAUUUUGAACUAAAGCGUUUCUUUUUUUAUUGAACUUGAAAUUGCCCUUUAUUAACAAGUUUACACCAGCAUGAAGAGGAGGGGGGAGAGACAAUUUUUUGCAGAAAGAAAAACUGUUAGAAACAAAUAUUUUCCCUCUUUCAAAUGUGUUAUUUCUAAUAUAUUCAAACAAAAUGAGUAAAAUGAAGUUGUGUUCAUUUUCAGAAUUAGUUUUUAUCGACCAUGUAUGUUGCCUGCAUAAUCAUUGUCGCUUAAAAAAUAAAACAGAAACAGUUCUGUGUCUAUAAAAUAAUGAAUAAUGAAUAGAGAUUCGAGCUUCGCACAGUAUGUUUUGAAUAUAUAUAUAUAUAUAUAUUCCAUAUGGGAAAAUAAAAUAUGCUCAAAACUAACUCAUAUUAGUAAAUAAGAUGAAAGUUGCCUUCUAACCAAAACAUAGCAUCAGAAAUGGCAAAACUUGUUUGAUACAUUUUUUGAAGAGCUCAUAUUGGAGCUUUCAGUAUCAUUUAUCAUUUUUUUCCUUGCAUGCUUCAUACGUUUUGAAUACAAGUCUGAUUAAUUAAAUGCUAACUGCAUUUGUACAUCCAGUCUCCAAGUUUACAUUUACUAAUCUAUAGCAGGAAUUUUUGUCAUGUAAAUCAUGUCUUUAUUAGCACAAGAUAAUCUGUACAUUUGCUAGGAUAUCUUAACGAUAUUGCGGAAUAUUCCGAAUAUCGAAUAGAUAUUGUCCAAUAUUUUGUGCUAAUGGAGAUGAAAGUUCAUUCCAUAAUAAAUGUAACAGUGCAAGAUAGGGAAUUUUAAUAGCAUAUUACUUUUGUUCCAAAAUUAUCUUAAUAAUAUAUAAUUUGCUUUUAUCAUUCACAACUCAUGAAAGUAAGUUAAAUCUCCUCUGUUUCUGUGGUCUUGCAUUACAAUUUUUUUCCUUGAUCACUGAAUAUCAAAACUUUUUCACUGUACUUUGUUGUAGGGAGAACUAAAUUGUACGUUGAGAGAAUAAAACAUUAAUGAAAAAGGCAAUUUUAUAAACUGAUCAAAAUAUUUCUAUUGAUCCUAAGAUUUUUUUAAAUGAUUCGUUAAUCAGUGUCAAAUAUUUUAAUGACUAUUUGUAUCUUGCUAUUCGUCCAUUUAUAAAUAUUGUGGAUAUCCAUUUAUAACUGCAAUGCAUGAUGUUUACAGAAAAGAAUCAACGAUCCUAAAGAAUUUAAGUGAAGAAACUGAAAUAUAUCUCUCUGAAAAUGAAUAGAUUCCUGAACCUUGUCCCUGAUGUGAUUAAUCUUGUGUGGGCUGUAGCAAAAUUGGAAUUAAAAACCUCUUUGUUCUGUACUUACUUUCUUAAAGCUUUAAUAUGUGUUUUUCAUGGAGCAGACCAUGACUGUUAAUAUACACAUUGAUAUCGAUACAAAAUUUUAAAGCAUGUUUUAUCCCUACAAAGAGACUAUGAAAGUUAUUAUAAUUUUACUCUAACUUUUUUGAAAUAAUUUAAUACUUUGAAAUAAUUUAAUUCUUCUUUCUUAAUUCUUUUGAUUGCUGAUAUUUUGUUUACACAGCUAGCUGUGCAAAUGCCAUUUGAUUCCUAGUUAUUGAAUUUGUUAUAUUUAUAAUAAUUAAUUUGUUGUCAGUGUUUUAAAUGCAGUGUAUCAUUUAUUUCUUAUAUAAAUAUUUCUUUCGUAAUCAUUGAUACAAAUUUGCAAAUUUUUACAUGCUAUUAAAAAGAGAAUUGUAUAUUUUAAUAAUAUGCAAACAAAAAUUAAAAACUAUCCGAGAUACUUUCUAAUUCCUGCCACAACAGUUCUAAUAUGUAUAUCUUAAAUAUCGUUCUAACUAAAAUUUCUAAUAUUGCUCAUGAUUUGAUGGAAAUAAAUUAUUUUGACAAAUCUAUUCAAAUGACUGCCUUUACCAUUUGUAUCGAAUUGGUAACAUUUUUUUUUCCUACUUGCUCUUUUGGCAGUAGGAACUUAUUUUUUAUUUAUUGUAUCAUUUCUUAACAAUUUGUAUUAUAUUAUUUAUGUGAUUUUUGAUAAAAGCUGUACUAUUUUAUUCAAGGAUGCAUUUAGAGGCUUUAAUUUUAUUUUACUAAAUAUUUUUUCUUUCUUUUUUUUUCCUCCUUUUUACAUUUUAGUUUUUCAUUGCAAUGUUUGAGUUGAUAAAAUAAUGACAAUAUAGUGACAACAUCUUAUUACGAAAGGCCUGCCCAUUCCUUUCAUUGACAUUUGACUAGAAGCACUUAAUUUAUUUUGAAAGUGGUGACUGGUAUAGAAGCAUGAACAAGUGACGAGCUUUAAAAACUGCCUUUUCUUUAUAUAAUACUUUAAGAAUUUUUUCUAAUAUAUCUUUUUUGUUGUUAUUUUUAAUUAUGUAUGUGUUAAUUUGAGGUAUUUUAAAUGGUCAAACGAGUCUUGGUUGUGACUGGAGUAGAAUAUCCAAUUAUAGUAUGUAAUUGCAAUACUGUUUGACUUGCCAAUGAAGAGCAUGCUUGUGCUUUUUAUGCCAAAUUUUUCAAAAUAUGUUUUGUCAUCGUCACUGUCGCCAAACUGCUGUGUGUUCUUUGUACAAGCAUUACAUUUGAGGUACAUUUGGAUCUUUAAAAUAUAUCUUCUUAUAAUCUUAUGACUUCUCUUUUGACCACUUACAUAUUGUUAAGGUAUACUUCAGAUGAUAGUUUCGAAUUGAAUUUAAAAAAUUGACUGCUCGAUAUAAAUGCUAUCAAAAAAUUAUUAAUUUGUUUGUUUUAAGUAAAUCUUAAAUAUAAUUAAAACAAUGGAUUUCCACUAUUUAAUACGUCUGCAUAUAGAAUAAAAAGUUGGUGGUCUUGCUGUUGCUCAUGUAUUCUUAUUCCUAAACUGAUAAUGAAUUUCUAGAUUUCUAGGAAUUUAUGUCCUUUUUUCCGAACUAUGUAGUUUAUUAUUUUUUUUGUCUAUAAAUGUAUAUCUGUUCUUUUGUUUAAAACUAACUUUGUUCAAUUUUGUAUUAUUGUUGAUGAAUGUCGUUGUAUUUAUUGUAAA
Argiope bruennichi is the source of this 9625-nucleotide messenger RNA. RefSeq names its product A disintegrin and metalloproteinase with thrombospondin motifs 9-like. The transcript is spliced from 36 exons. The record is from RefSeq and is a predicted model, not a curated record. Gene Ontology annotation, cellular component: extracellular matrix. Bases 45 to 5411 code for a protein of 1788 amino acids. Gene Ontology annotation, biological process: proteolysis; extracellular matrix organization. Lineage: Eukaryota; Metazoa; Arthropoda; Arachnida; Araneae; Araneidae. Gene Ontology annotation, molecular function: zinc ion binding; metalloendopeptidase activity.